Molecule: messenger RNA, 1595 nt
Organism: Paramecium pentaurelia
Lineage: Eukaryota; Ciliophora; Oligohymenophorea; Peniculida; Parameciidae
Source: the annotation of a GenBank genome assembly
AUGAAGGAAAAUUAGAAAUCUGACAUAGCUCCUUAGGAUAAACAAUGGGAAUGGAUACCAUGUUAAUAUGAUGUGAAACGUAUAUCUAAGGAUACAGAAACAACUUGGAACUUAAGUCCAUCUGUACAACUUAAAAUACCGUCAGAUUAGGGAUAGAUUGAUCCUGUGAUUGAUCUCAAAAUAGAACAAAGUAGAAAUUUCAUUUACACAAACAAAAAUGGUUUGGGUUGGAAUUGGCAUAAGAGUUGGAAUCUACCAGAUAUUGGUGUUGAAUUGGAGGUACAAAACAUUAUGUUUUAAACAUCCUUAGAUAACAGAUCCCACCACUGAUGAGAAGCUUGCUCCACCAGGCAAGAUCUAUGUAUUUAGCUUCUUUUAAUUUAGGCUAAAAUUCAAAUUGUAAAACCAACAGUAAGUCCAAUGAAAACUUUUCAUUUAUUAGAAGUAGGUGUUAAAGGCAAUUAAAAAAUGGAUUUAGAAAAUAAUAAAUGCAUUUUCUCUGGUCUUAAAUUUAACACUACAUCUUAUAAUCAUGAUGUAUCUUAUUUAUAUAUAUAUAAUUAGCAUUAAAAAUUCCAUAUUAUAAUAACACUUUAUCUUUGUUAAAGUAAGUUUGAAUUCCCAUAAAUAUUAAUAUCACGUAUAUCUCCUCCUAUAUUUGUUGAUUCAAGAAAAUCAGCAAGAGAUAUUGAAUAAUAAAAUAAAUAGAAAUUAUAAUCUUAUUUUGAUCCAUUUCCAAUUACAACUCUUGAAAAGUAAUUUACCACAACUAAACCAUAAAAUACUGAAGUUAUAACUAAUACUAUAGAAGGAUUGAAUAAUUAUUUUUCAGCUCCAAAUAUUAGACAUAAAGUUAAACAUCCUGUAUUUCUAUGCAUCAAAUUUAGUUCAUGUAUUAAAUUAUAUCUUAAUACAAAUGUAUUUAAAUUCUAAGAUUCUAAAUCUUUAGUAUUAACAAUAUAAUAAGUAUUAUACAAAAGCACUAAUAAUAAUGUCAAUAAUAAACUAGAUUAAAAAUAUAUUAUAUUAUGUGUUGAUAGCAGUAAUACUAUUAGUAAAUUUUAAUAACAUCUAAAAAAAUUAUAAGAAUUCCUUGAACCAUUCAAUAAUGAUGAUAUUGAAGUUGUAAUUGAUCCUAUUGAAUUACCUAAAAAUUUUACAUAAAUUACAGAUUUAGCAGAUAUUAAAUAAGCAUACAUAGAUGUUUAUGACAAACUUUUAUAAUUGAAAAAGAAUGAACAAUAACAUGAUGAUAAUUAAGAAUAUGAAGAAUAACCAAGAAAGAAAAAGAAACCCAAAGAACAAGAAGUAGUUUAAAAUAACUAAGAAAAAAUCAUUAGAAAAGUUAUUUAAAUAUAAGGUCCCAAUAUUUCAUAACAAAGAUCACAUCAUACACAUGUUAUUUAAAGUGCUGAAAUGCUUAUAGAAUAAUAACAUUAAUAUCUUGAUAAAGAACAUGUAAAGGAAGAACAUAUAAUUUAAGAAGAAAAACCACAUUAGUUUGGUUUACCUGAUCUCAUUUAAUAAACAGCUAUCAAUCUAAAUAAAAUUUUAUUAAGAGCCUUAUUACCUCAACAAUAACAGCCAUAAUGAAC